Zophobas morio is the source of this 550-nucleotide messenger RNA. RefSeq lists its product as uncharacterized. The transcript is spliced from 2 exons. The record is from RefSeq and is a predicted model, not a curated record. Bases 57 to 485 code for a protein of 142 amino acids. NCBI's taxonomy places the organism in Eukaryota, Metazoa, Arthropoda, Insecta, Coleoptera, Tenebrionidae.
UAAUAAGACAAAAACGUGUUACCUAGUAGUGUCACUUUUGGAAAAUACAGCUAGUCAUGGCUGUGCUUCAAAUGAACGUAAUGAAUACCUUGAUUUGUGUUGUUUCUUUAGUCGUUUUUGUAACUGCUUCUGCACCUGCACAUUCCCCGCCACAAGCUACAGAGGAAGAUGAAAGUAUGGUUUACAACUAUCUCCUCAUGGCGAAAACUCUCAUGGAAUCACUUUCCUACGACGAAUUUUGCGCUUUUCUCGAGUUAUACCGCAGUAGUGACAUGAUGGAUAAUAUGUUGCAGCAGUUCAAACUCUUCGACAUCGACUCGAAGAAAGUUUGGGCGUUUAUUGAUUCUCACAUUGGUUGCGACGGUUCUCUCAGCGAAAAAACCAAAUUUAGAAGAUUCGCAGAAAGUAUUGGUCGCAUGACUUUGAACACGCAUCGGAGGGUCCUAAAUUAUUUAGAUGGAGUGAGAAAUAAGGCCGAGUUGUAGGUGUUUCUAUGCAUAAGAUUCUGUAAUUACGUUCAAGAAAUAAACAAAAUAAACGUUUCUCUCAA